UGGUUGUUUAAGGAAGCGGCUUUCAAUCUCCCUCUCCGAGCCAAGACGAAGAGCCAACAUGUCAGGUGACAAUGCAGGAAGUGUGUCCACGUCCACAGACAGUGUGGCAUCUACAGGGAAUUUAACAGAGACGGAUGGUUUCUCCAGAAGCCCCGUCGUUUUGGAUCCUGCCGAGGAAUACAGCAUGACCAGACCGCGGCGAGGCGUCGCUCUCAUCUUCAACCAGGAGCGUUUCUUCUGGCGCCUGGGCCUGAACAACAGAAGCGGGACGAACGCCGACCGCUACAACUUAGAGAGGAGGCUGAAGGAGCUGAACUUUGAUGUCAGGAGUUAUGAUGACUACAAACUGGUGGACGUCCUGGAAAAAAUCCAUGCAGCUGCCGAAGAAGAUCACUCAGACGCCGACUGCUUCCUGCUCGCCUUCUUUAGCCACGGCGAGGACGAUCACGUCUACGCACACGACGGCAAGAUCAGCAUCCAGGACAUCACCGCCAUGUUCAAAGGAGACAAGUGCCAGAGCCUCGUCGGAAAACCCAAGAUCUUUGUUGUGCAGGCGUGCCGUGGGGAACAGCAUGACGUUCCCGUGACGCCCUGCGACGCCGUGGACAGCGACGUGCAGAUAAACGAGACGGUGGUGGACGCCUGCGCCGUCCAGACCCUCCCUGCUGGCGCCGAUUUCAUCAUGUGUUACUCUGUUGCUGAAGGUUACUACUCCCACAGAGAGACCAUCAACGGCUCGUGGUACAUCCAGGAUCUGUGUGAGUUACUCCAGACAUACGGCGGCUCGCUGGAGUUCACAGAGCUGCUCACGCUGGUCAACAGAAAGGUCUCGAUGCGCCGAGUCGGGAACUGCAAUGACCGCAGUGCAAUUGGCAAAAAACAGGUACCGUGCUUCGCUUCGAUGCUCACCAAGAAGCUCUACUUCCGGCCGAAGAAGUGAUCAACGGUUCGAUUUGUCGGUUUAAAUCUCAGCUGGUACGGCUGAUCCACUCCACAAAGAUGAGAAAUAGAUGUAGUUGUUUUGUUUCUUUUUAUUUGUUGAAAACAUUCCUGGCAGAUCAUUUGCACAGAGAAGCCUUCUGCUCAUAAAUCACUGUAUCUGAUAAAGUUGAAACUAUUAGGAAGUUUUUAAUCUUAGUCUUUACAUUUUUUUUGUAAUUGAUCUUGUUUGGUAAGUAGCAGCAUAACACUCAGAAAUGAUUCAGGGGUUUUCUAAUCUCAGGUAUCUCCUCAGAGGCACCAUUGAUCCAGGCUGUCUACUGGACCCAUCGUGCAAAAUUCACUUUUUGCACAUUUUUAUACUUCCAUUUGGGUUUCUACUGCUUCUAAAAACAGCCAACGAGCCUAAAAAGCACUCAGUCAGUUUUUUGCAAUAAGUUGAUGUUUUUUGUGAAUGUAACAUGUCAAAUUAGCAGGCACUGCCCGUCACCUAGCAACCCCAGCAGACUUCCACCCAUCACCUAGCAACCCCAGCAGACUUCCGCCCGUCACCUAGCAACCCCAGCAGACUUCCACCAGUCACCUAGCAACCCCAUCAGAAUUCCGCCUGUCACCUAGCAACCCUAGCAGAAUUCCGCCCGUCACCUAGCAACCCCAGCAGACUUCCACCCGUCACCUAGCAACCUCAGCAGAACUCCUGCCCGUCACCUAGCAACCCCAGAAGAAUUCCACCCGUUACCUAGCAACCCGAGCCGAGCUCCAGUACAUUUGAUCAGCUGGUUUUACCGCUGUAAGCACUGCUCAAUGGCUGCUGGAAAAGGCAAGAGUUUUGUUGUUGACUUACCAUCCAGAAACCAGUUGGUGCAUUCUUGUUGGUUGUGCAUCAGGCUCUACUUCUGCUUUUCAGAGGUGUGCGGUUAUAUAAUUUCGCAUCUGUUUGCAGCCAUGUUCUCAUGUGAAUGUAAACGUUGAGUUGGGGGGCGUGGCCAGCAGCAGCUUAUUUGGAUUUAAAGUAAUGACCCACUAAAACAACCCAAACUAAAAUACAAUUUCCUUAUUUAAGAAUGAUUUUGUGCCAUAAGCCUACCCUAACUUGUUCAAGGAAGCAUAAUAGGUCAUCUUUAAAGCUCACUCCUUACAGACAAUAAAGGGAAUCCAUGUUGUGUUGUUGUCUUAUCCAGUUCUUGGUUCAUCUUUCAAUGCAGAUUUGCACUCAAACUGUCAACAAACGCUGAAAAUGUUUCUGUUUCUUAAAGCUGUACAAGGGAAUUAAAUCACUUUGAGCUGUCGUAACAAUCAUGUAUUUCUGUGUUUAUGAGCUGUGAAAAAAAAUAAAAACGUUUUUAUAGCCAUAAAAA
Gambusia affinis (western mosquitofish) is the source of this 2297-nucleotide messenger RNA. RefSeq names its product caspase-6-like. The record is from RefSeq and is a predicted model, not a curated record. NCBI's taxonomy places the organism in Eukaryota, Metazoa, Chordata, Actinopteri, Cyprinodontiformes, Poeciliidae. The coding region runs from base 59 to 940 and encodes 293 amino acids. Gene Ontology annotation, biological process: proteolysis; apoptotic process. Gene Ontology annotation, cellular component: cytoplasm. The transcript has 8 exons.